AGCGUCGUCCUGGAGCAGAUGACCCACAAGUCGAGCGGCGAGCAGGCGACCUCCCACCACGUUCCUGGAAAGCCUGGAGGCCUGGACGUCAAGGCCCUGCGAGCCUUCAGAGUGCUGCGGCCGCUCAGACUGGUGUCGGGAGUUCCCAGUCUGCAGAUUGUGUUGAACUCCAUCAUGAAGGCCAUGGUUCCCCUGCUGCACAUCGCUCUGCUGGUCCUGUUCGUCAUCAUCAUCUACGCCAUCAUCGGCCUCGAGCUCUUCAUCGGACGCAUGCACAGGACCUGCUACUACACCGGGAGUGACAACUACGUGGAGGACGACCCGGUUCCGUGUGCGUUCGCGGGCCACGGCCGGCAGUGCGUCAUCAACGGGUCGGAGUGUCGCGGCCGCUGGGACGGACCCAACGGCGGCAUCACCAACUUCGACAACUUCUUCUUCGCCAUGCUGACGGUGUUCCAGUGCAUCACCAUGGAGGGCUGGACCGACGUCCUGUACUGGAUGAACGACGCCAUCGGCUUCGAGCUGCCCUGGGUCUACUUCGUCAGCCUGGUCAUCUUCGGAUCCUUCUUCGUUCUCAACCUGGUUCUGGGAGUUCUGAGCGGAGAGUUCAGCAAGGAGAGGGAGAAGGCGAAGGCUCGGGGAGACUUCCAGAAGCUGCGAGAGAAGCAGCAGAUGGAGGAGGACCUGUGCGGCUACAUGGACUGGAUCACGCAGGCCGAGGACAUGGACGAGCUGGACGAGGACGGAAACCCCCGUAAGACCCCGUCUGGUUCACGUGGGUGGUUCUGUAUGUCUGGUAUUGAUGUCUGUAUAACUGGUUUUGUCUUCUGUCCGUCAGCGAGUCUUCCUGCCAGUGAAACAGCUUCUGAAAACACCGAGAACAUCGAUGAGGAGCACACCAACUGCUGCCAGGCCUGCUGCGCUCGGAUGAUGAAGAUCGGCUGCUGCCGGACGCUGCGGCGCUGGAACCGGGUCUGUCGGAGAACGUGUCGCACGGCCGUCAAGUCGGUGACGUUCUACUGGCUGGUUCUGCUGCUCGUCUUCCUCAACACCUCCCUCAGCGCCUCCGAGCACUACAACCAACCCAACUGGCUGACACAAGUCCAAGACAUCGCCAACAAGGUGCUGCUGUCCCUGUUCACGGUGGAGAUGCUGCUGAAGAUGUACAGCCUGGGCCUGGCCCACUACUUCGUGGCCUUCUUCAACCGCUUCGACUGCUUCGUGGUGUGUGGAGGCAUCAUGGAGACCAUCCUGGUGGAGAUGGACAUCAUGCCGCCGCUCGGCAUCUCGGUGCUGCGCUGCGUCAGGCUGCUGCGCAUCUUCAAGGUCACACGCCAUUGGACGGCUCUGUCCAACCUGGUGGCGUCGCUGCUCAACUCCAUGAAGUCCAUCGCCUCGCUGCUGCUGCUGCUCUUCCUCUUCCUCAUCAUCUUCGCGCUGCUCGGCAUGCAGCUGUUCGGGGGGAAGUUCAACUUCGAUGAGACGCAGACCAAGCGCAGCACCUUCGACGCCUUCCCGCAGGCGCUGCUCACCUGCUUCCAGAUCCUGACAGGCGAGGACUGGAACGUGGUCAUGUACGACGGCAUCAUGGCGUACGGCGGCCCGGUGUUCCCAGGGAUGAUCGUGUGCGUUUACUUCGUCAUCCUCUUCAUCUGCGGUAACUACAUCCUGCUGAACGUCUUCUUGGCCAUCGCCGUGGACAACCUGGCUGGAGGAGACGGAGAUGACAAGAAGAAAGAGAAGAAGACGGAAGGAGGUGAAGAGGAGGAGGAGGAGGAGCCUGAGGGAGGAGCAGAAGUGAAGGUGGACAUUGACGAAGACACUGAGUACGAGGAGGAGGAGGAGCUUCCUGAAGGAGAUGAAGACGGAGGAGUCCAGUUAAAGAUGGCCGACCUGGCUCCGCCCAAAGAGAAGGUUCUCCCGAUCCCAGAGGGCAGCGCCUUCUUCUGCCUCAGCAAGACCAACCCCAUCCGUGUGGCCUGUCACACUCUGAUCCACCACCACAUCUUCACCAACCUCAUCCUCGUCUUCAUCAUCCUCAGCAGCUGCUCGCUGGCCGCCGAGGAUCCCAUCAGAGCCCACUCCUUCAGGAACAACAUCCUGGGUUAUGCCGACUACGCCUUCACCUCCAUCUUCACUGUGGAGAUUCUGCUGAAGAUGACCGUCCACGGAGCGUUCCUCCAUCAGGGCUCGUUCUGCAGAAACUGGUUCAACCUGCUGGAUCUGCUGGUGGUCAGCGUCUCUCUGGUCUCCUUCUUCCUGCACUCCAGCGCCAUCUCAGUGGUGAAGAUCCUCCGAGUCCUCAGGGUUCUCCGACCUCUCAGGGCCAUCAACAGAGCCAAAGGACUCAAGCAUGUGGUCCAGUGUGUGUUUGUGGCCAUCAGGACCAUUGGAAACAUCAUGAUCGUCACGACUCUUCUGCAGUUCAUGUUCGCCUGCAUUGGAGUCCAACUCUUCAAGGGUAAAUUUUAUCGCUGCACAGACGAGGCCAAACACACUCCUGAGCAGUGCAAAGGAACGUUCGUGGUCUACAAAGACGGCGACGUGAGCCACCCGAUGGUCAGAGAGCGAAUCUGGCAGAACAGCGACUUCAACUUCGACAACGUGCUGAUGGGGAUGAUGGCGCUGUUCACCGUGUCCACCUUCGAGGGCUGGCCGGCGCUGCUGUACAAAGCCAUCGACGCCAACGGAGAGAACUCGGGUCCCAUCUACAACUACAGGGUGGAGAUCUCCAUCUUCUUCAUCGUCUACAUCAUCAUCAUCGCCUUCUUCAUGAUGAACAUCUUCGUGGGUUUCGUCAUCAUCACCUUCCGGGAGCAGGGAGAGCAGGAGUACAAGAACUGUGAGCUGGACAAGAACCAGCGUCAGUGUGUUGAAUACGCUCUGAAGGCUCAGCCUCUGAAGCUCUACAUCCCCAAGAACCCGGUCCAGUACAAGUUCUGGUCCAUCAUCAACUCCACGGGCUUCGAGUACGUCAUGUUCGUCCUGAUCCUGCUCAACACCGUCACUCUGGCCGUGCAGCACUACGAGCAGUCCAAGACCUUCAGCUACAUCAUGGACAUCCUCAACAUGGUCUUCACCGGGCUCUUCACCGUGGAGAUGCUGCUGAAGCUGCUGGCGCUCAGGCUCAGGCAUUACUUCGUGGACGCCUGGAACUCCUUCGACGCUCUGAUCGUGGUCGGCAGCGUGGUGGACAUCGUGGUCACCGAGUUCAGCAGCGGCGAGGACAGCUCCCGCGUCUCCAUCACCUUCUUCCGCCUGUUUCGAGUCAUGCGAUUGGUCAAGCUGCUGAGUAAAGGGGAGGGGAUCCGCACGCUGCUGUGGACCUUCAUCAAGUCACUGCAGGCGCUGCCGUAUGUCGCCCUGCUCAUCGCCAUGAUCUUCUUCAUCUACGCCGUCAUCGGCAUGCAGACGUUUGGGAAGAUUGCGAUGCAGGACUACACUCAGAUCAACAGGAACAACAACUUCCAGACGUUUCCUCAGGCUGUCCUGCUGCUCUUCAGGUGUGCGACAGGUGAGGCGUGGCAGGAGAUCAUGUUGGCGAGUCUUCCGGGGAAACGCUGCGAUCCAGAGUCCGACUACGAACCGGGAGAAGAGUUCAGCUGCGGCAGCAACUUCGCCAUCGUCUACUUCAUCAGCUUCUUCAUGUUGUGUGCUUUUCUGAUCAUCAACCUGUUCGUCGCCGUCAUCAUGGACAACUUCGACUAUCUGACGCGUGAUUGGUCCAUUCUGGGGCCGCAUCACCUGGACGAGUUCAAGAGGAUCUGGUCCGAGUACGACCCCGAGGCCAAAGGUCGGAUCAAACACCUGGACGUGGUGGCUCUGCUCCGGAGGAUCCAGCCUCCUCUGGGCUUCGGGAAGCUCUGUCCUCACCGAGUGGCCUGCAAGCGUCUGGUGGCCAUGAACAUGCCUCUGAACGCCGACGGGAUGGUGACCUUCAACGCCACGCUGUUCGCUCUGGUCCGCACCGCCCUCAAGAUCAAGACCGAAGGUAACCCUGAGCAGGAGAACGAGGAGCUGAGGGCGAUCAUCAAGAAGAUCUGGAAAAGGAUGAAGCCGAAGCUACUGGACGAAGUCAUCCCGCCUCAUGAGGAGGAAGAGGUGACCGUUGGCAAGUUCUACGCCACCUUCCUGAUCCAGGACUACUUCAGGAAGUUCAGGAAGAGGAAGGAGAAGGGAGAGAUGCCCGGAGAGUCGGACUCGGCCAAUCCCUCAGCCAUACAGCUGUGUAAAGCCGGAUUGAAGACGCUGCAGGACCUCGGUCCAGAGAUGCGUCUGGCUUUAAACGAAGACCUGGAGGAGGAGGAGGAGGCCAUGAUGGACGAGGAGGAGCUGGAGGAGAGCGCCGCCUAUAAAGAAAACGGUUUUGGACCCGACAAAGAUCGACGAGGCUCCAUACUGACACCUACAGGUCCUGGCGGUGUCAUCGGUGACGGCGGCGUCUCCAACGGCGGUCUGAUCCACCGCGUCGGCUCCCUCACCAAGAUGGCGAACGGCAACGAGCACGAGGAACACCUUCGCCGCGGAGACAGCGUCAGGUCGUCCAUCAACCACCACCAGCGCCACCCGUCGGUGAAGAACGGCGUCCUGGACCACGGGCACAAGAGGCCGUCCUACUACAAGCACGGCAGGGACUCAAGGGACCGAACCUGGAGGAACGGAGACGUGGAGGCGUACGGAGAGCAAGGUUACUACAGCAGGGAGGAGGACAACGACAGCAUCACCUCCAGAGACAGACAUUACCCCGACGAGCCUCCCCUCUACAGAGACCACUACGAUGGCCACGCCUCCUACAACAGUAGCUAUGGCAACGGCUACAGCGAUGGCAGGAGGACGACCCGGAGGCGCCUGCUGCCGGCCACGCCCACAGGUCGGAAGCCGUCCUUCAACAUCCAGUGUCUGAGGCGGCAGGGCAGCAGCGACGACCUGCCCAUCCCCGGCACCUACCACCCCACGUCGCCGCCGCGCCGCACACGUGCACAGCAGAUGCUCAACAGCUACGAGUCCCGUCACUCCUCCGGCCGCUCCUCGGCGGCGUCCUCGGCGUCCUGGGCGAACCCAUGUCCUCGCCGCGGGCGCCUCCUCUACGCGCCGCUGAUCCUGGUGGAGGAGGAGGGAAGCCCGCCGUGGGGGGGAGGAGCCGGAGGGGAGGGCAAGAAGGGAGACGCAGGAAGAGGUGUCAGUGUGACGGGUGCAGCUCCCAGACCGGCCUGGUACGGUGGCCCAGCAGGGACGUCAGCUCCGCCCCCCUACCGGGCCUACACCACCCUCAGAGUUCCCUCGCAGCUCGGCGCUCAGUUCACGGAGAAGCGAGGAUCAGCCGACAGUCUGGUGGAGGCGGUUCUGAUCUCGGAGGGCCUCGGGCUUUACGCUCGAGAUCCAAAGUUCGUGGCGUUUGCGAAGCGAGAGAUCGCCGACGCGUGUCACAUGACGGUGGAUGAGAUGGAGUCCGCCGCCAGCGACCUGCUCGGUUCCGGGAGUCACGGUUUCCUGGGCAACGCUGGCGCCGACCCCGCGGCGCUCUACAGCGACGAGGAGCCAAUCAGGACGGGCCGCGAUGAGGACGAGCUGGCGGACGAGAUGACCUGCGUGACGUCGUUCUGAGCCUCUGGACCAAUCAGGGACAGACUGAGGGGGGCGGGGCAUCUGUCAU
Molecule: messenger RNA, 5653 nt
Organism: Stegastes partitus (bicolor damselfish)
Lineage: Eukaryota; Metazoa; Chordata; Actinopteri; Pomacentridae
Gene: cacna1fb
Product: calcium channel, voltage-dependent, L type, alpha 1F subunit
Exons: 45
Coding region: 19-5604 (1861 amino acids)
Biological process (GO): calcium ion import across plasma membrane
Cellular component (GO): voltage-gated calcium channel complex; membrane
Molecular function (GO): high voltage-gated calcium channel activity
Source: RefSeq, a predicted model, not a curated record